AUGUCUCACGACCACCACGACCAUUCCAACUGUAAUCACGACCACGGCUCGCAUUCUCAUUCCCAUGGCGACGCUAAAAAAGUAAACGCUGUCAAUGAUGAACUUUCUCUUCGCCAACAAGCUGCCGAUAAACUCGCCAAGUUCCUGGUAGAAUUGCAAGAGCUAGCUAACCAACACAGAAAGGCCACUCAAGUCAAGACAUCUGCGGCACCUGUCAAUAAAGCCGAUGUUGAUCUUUUGAUGAAAGAAAUGCAAAUCACCAAAGCAGAGGCAGAGUCGACUUUGAGAAGCAACAAGAACGAUGUGGUUGCUGCUCUCACCUACUUGACCAGCCAUUGA
Molecule: messenger RNA, 339 nt
Organism: Mucor velutinosus
Lineage: Eukaryota; Fungi; Mucoromycota; Mucoromycetes; Mucorales; Mucoraceae
Exons: 4
Coding region: 1-339 (112 amino acids)
Biological process (GO): negative regulation of apoptotic process; protein stabilization
Source: RefSeq, a predicted model, not a curated record